Pollicipes pollicipes is the source of this 2314-nucleotide messenger RNA. RefSeq names its product 5-hydroxytryptamine receptor 1. Gene Ontology annotation, cellular component: plasma membrane. The coding region runs from base 12 to 1277 and encodes 421 amino acids. Lineage: Eukaryota; Metazoa; Arthropoda; Thecostraca; Pollicipedomorpha; Pollicipedidae. The transcript is spliced from 4 exons. Gene Ontology annotation, biological process: adenylate cyclase-activating adrenergic receptor signaling pathway; positive regulation of MAPK cascade. Gene Ontology annotation, molecular function: G protein-coupled receptor activity. The record is from RefSeq and is a predicted model, not a curated record.
CUCCCGGUCCGAUGGAAGCGAACAUGUCGGGGCUGGAGUCGGCGGAGCUCGCCGCCGCCGACGGCUAUCCGUGGCAAGUGAAGCUGGCGUUGAUGCUGGUGCUGCCGCUGCUCAUCCUCUGGACAGUAAUUGGCAACGUGCUGGUGUGCGUGGCCGUCUGCCUGGUCCCCAAGAUCCGCAGCCAGCCGUACACGGUGCUGUACGUGUCGCUGGCCGUGGCCGACCUGUUCGUGGCCGUGCUGGUGAUGCCGAUCGCGCUGCUCUACCUCUGCGCCGGCACGUGGCGGUUCGGCCGAACCCUCUGCGACGUGUUCGUGUGCGCCGACGUGCUCUCCUGCACGGCCAGCAUCCUGAACCUUUGCGCCAUCAGUGUGGACCGAUACCUGGCCAUCACCGACCCGUUGCAGUACUCGCAGCGACGCGUCGAGAAACUGAUGGCGCUCUACGUUGGCGUGGUGUGGGGCGGCGCCAUCUGCAUCAGCAUCAUCCCCAUCGUCAUCAUCGGCAACGAGCACGGCGCCGACGACAUGUGCACUGUCAGUCAGAAUGUCUACUACCAGGUGUGGGCCACCGUCAUGUCCUUCUACCUGCCGCUGGCCGUCAUGAUCUUCGUCUACGUCAAGAUCCUGAAGGCAGCGCGCAUCAUCGUACGACAGGAGCGGCGCGCGCAGGGCCUCGCCGCAGCAGACAGCCGCGCCAGCGUGGCCGAACUGCGGCCGGGAAAGGCGCGGCCGCGUCUCCGCUGUCCCUGGUCGCUGUCGGUGCCGCGCGAGAAGAAGGCGUCGGUGACGCUGGGUAUCAUCAUGACGGCGUUCAUCGUCUGCUGGCUGCCGUUCUUCCUGCUGGCCGUCAUCCGGCCGCUGGUGCCGCGCGGCAGCAUCCCCAACAGCGUGUCGGACGUCUUCCUCUGGCUGGGGUACCUCAACUCGCUGCUCAACCCCAUCAUCUACGCCACGUUCAACCGCGACUUCCGGCGGCCGUUCCGCGAGAUCCUCUGCCUGCGGUGCCGGUCGCUGAAGCCGCUGCUGCGCCAGGAGCAGUACCAGGAGCAGUACGGAUGCUCGCAGGCCUCCUACUCGCAGGCGAUACAGUUGUCCCAGUUUGAUGCGUUCCAACUGCCCCUAGUGGGCAAUCCGAGAGAAGACCUCCUCGGGGACAGCGUGAUGUCGCCCGGCGUCGAGGAAGACCGGCCAGCGACGGCGGAGGCGGCCUGGCGAAACAGCAGCCAGCGGCGCGCCGCCGGGACCGGAGCCACGCGCCGAGAGUCGGCCCUCUAACUUCACCGGGUCGACGAUCAACUCGACUGAGUCAGACUCCUGACUCGGCACAAAAUCUAGACACCGCGCAUAGAUCAAUAUCCGAGCUCUCAGAGCUGAAGCUCCGACUUGGCAGAGCAAGAAAUAAACAAAGCAAAAAAAAAAAGGACCCAGGGGAGCUCAUUCAACUCCGCGGCUCAAAGUACCCGCCGAAUCCGCAGAGUCGACGCUCUGACGCAACCGACAGUGUGACACAGUCUCAUUAGACUGUCGAUACCAGCGUGAAAACAGUCAUCGGGCCUGCUCGCUCUUGCUGACCGUCAACUAUUCCUAGCAAAGACCACGCUCCGACCGCAUCUGCUCACGGCGAGGCGCAGCGUUCAGCGCGCGGGAUCCCGCAAGCCGAAACGCGGACGUCUCGGCGGCGACGGUGCUGUCAGUAGGGCGUCAUGAACCAUGACCAACGAAAUAGGAGCUGGCGGCAGAGAGACGAGAACCGCGGGAAGCGCGUCAUGUGAUCUGCAAUGACAUCUCUCAUGACUGAUGAUGGUUGUAUCCUGUUAAUGGCUUCUCUGUGUGCGACAUGUGAUCUCCACGCGCUGUGUUGUAAUGCCGAUGCUAUUUAUAGGCUGUACAGGGAGUGUUUCAUGACGCCACAGUUCUGCAUUGGUUGCGUGGCGCAUAAUAAUGCCGGUUCGUUAACUGGAUUCUGUUUUUCACUAUAGCGUAACGGGGUACAUGACACUGAAAAGAAGACGCGAGCUGAGUUUGAUGAGCUUCAUCAAGUAUAUUAAGCUUAGUUCCAGGCAGCCCAGGUAGGUUUCCUUGAGGCAGCAUUUUACAAGAAAAGUGCUUCUCUCCUCAGCCGGGGUAAAACAAAACCUUUCGACAACAGCCGUGAUGCAUUUAGGUGCCGGCUUACGUAGGGGCAUCCGGUGCUGUUCUUUUGCCAUGAGAAGCUGCAUAAGCACAUAUCGAUGCAGACUUAUCAUUCCUUUUUGUGCAUGAUACCCAGUUGUGGGUUAUCAUCUUGAUCAUUUACCGUAUUUACCAUGAAA